Heteronotia binoei (common prickly gecko) is the source of this 843-nucleotide messenger RNA. RefSeq names its product mitochondrial ribosomal protein L50 (gene MRPL50). The transcript has 2 exons. The coding region runs from base 115 to 594 and encodes 159 amino acids. NCBI's taxonomy places the organism in Eukaryota, Metazoa, Chordata, Lepidosauria, Squamata, Gekkonidae. The record is from RefSeq and is a predicted model, not a curated record. Gene Ontology annotation, cellular component: mitochondrial large ribosomal subunit; mitochondrion.
ACAAACCCUAGCGAUAUGGAAGGGGAAGGCCCUGGGAAACUGUUUGAGAUUGCUUCUCCGUAGAUUCAGCCACAUUGCGUAAGAGGGUGGAGCUUGUUCUGUGUGUAGUCCAAGAUGGCCGCUGCUACAGGGCUGGUCAGGGUUUGGAGACAGAGGCUAAAUCUGGGAGUUGCUGCCCGCAGGAGCUUCUGGGGGAAUUGGAGGAAGAAGCAGGAAGAAGCAGAGGCAAUAGAACCACCUGUUCCAGUGGAAAAGCAACCAGUUCUGGUUUGCCCUCCACCUCGGAGCAGAAAAUACCUUCCACCUAAGGAUCUUCAGAGUCGCUUAGAGGCUCGUGUCAGAGAGAUAUUUGGAUCCUCCAUUUCCAAGGAGUGGCAACAGGUGUCUCUGGGAGAAAGCAAGCUAAAGUAUUGUUUGUUGGCGCAGUUGGCUGAAGAUCUGGGCCAUGCUGUCCCUAAUUCCCGUCUCCAUCAGAUGAAGAAUGCUAGUGAUGUUUUGGCUUUUUACAGCAUACCUGUGAAAGACGUCUCCAAGUUUGAUGAACUAAGCACACAGGAGCUUCCCCCGAACCUGAGAAUCCGCUGGCAGUACUGAGCCAUUUUAGAGGGAAAGGAGAGUUCCUUCUAGAGGAAUGCCUGAAAGCACACCAUUGAGAACUCUCAUCUUUGCAAAAACUUCUUUCAAAAAGUAUCGCUGCUGGCAGUAGGCUUUGUUCUUCAACUCCAGUACUUUGUGGUUGGUGAGAGGAAUAAUUUGAGUACAUUUCUUAGAGGCUGGUCAUUGUUGAAUAGAAAAGGUGGCAACUGGAAUAAAAUGCUGUGCCAUAAAUGAGCCUUAACUUGG